AAGCGCGUCUGGUGCGUAAAACAUGGCCGGACGCAUGAUGGCUCUCCUUCCGCGGUGGUCCUCGCGUGUUUUCGCCGUGGAGCUGGACGGAGCGCCUUUCUACUUUGCAGUUCAGGAGAGCCACCUGGGAGAAGAGGCGCCACGGGUGUUCAGAAAGACACAACCACGCGACAGGUGUUACUCUCUGCUCGUGUGCAGCAAGGACAGAAUCAAAACAGCCCGGUUCUACGGGGAGCUGGAACACAAACUGUUGAGAGAGUUGCCUCCAGAGUGCGAUUUGUCUCCCAUGUCCUCAUUCCUGCCAAACGUCAGGGACUCUCUCAUCAAGGGCUAUUUUUUAAAAGACUCUUCUGAGGGUUCCUCUCCCGUUGAGCGACUUUUGGGCGAUUUAACGCAGCGUGAGCCGGUGAUGGUGUGCUCAUACUGCAAAGGUGAAGAUGGUCAGCAGUGGACUCAGCAUGUGUGGUCACAUGGAGGGAGCAAAGUGAUGGAAGUGGCAAAGAAAUACUACGUGGUACCUUCAGAAGCACCUGAAUAUCAUCCAUCAGCUCUCAACAUGAUCAACUCUGAUGUGUUCUACAGCCUGGAAGAGGCUCGUGAUGUUUUACAAAAGUGCGGUGACAUCAUCCCAGAGGCGAUGUCUGUGCUGGAGCUGCUGCCCAGCAGAGCGGAGGCCAGAAAUAAACCAGACUUCCCUGUUAUUGUCAUCGAGGGCCUGGAUGCCACAGGUAAGACCACUCUGACGGAGUCUCUGAGGGAAACUUUGGGGGCCACUCUUCUGCGGUCCCCUCCCCAGUGCCUGUCCCCCUGGAGAGACCGCUUUGAUCAGGAGCCACCCCUCAUCCGCAGGGCCUUCUACGCUCUGGGGAACUACAUCACAGCAGAACAAAUGGGCCAAGAGGGCAAGAAGACACCUGUCAUUGUUGACAGAUUCUGGCACAGCACAGCAGCUUAUGCCAUUGCCACAGCAGCGAGCGGACCGGUGUGUAACCUUCCAGAAGAGGGUUCAGAGGUGUACUGUUGGCCCAGUGACCUGCUCCAGCCCAGCCUGGUGGUCCUACUCACCCUGGACCCUGAGGAGAGGAAGAGGAGACUGAGGAACAGAGGUCAAGGAAAGACUAACGAGGAGCAGGAGCUGGAUCACAACCAGCUUUUCCGACUCAGAGUGGAGGAGGCUUAUCGGAGGAUCAGCGGCCCAGCUUGCGUCAGUGUGGAUGCUAGUCCUUCUGCAGACCAAGUGCUCCAGCAAGUGCUGCUUUUAAUUAGGGGCAAAUGCCACUUGUAAACAGUUCUCCAUCUCCCCUGCUGGCAGCACCAGCAUCAAGUGGAUGCAGUAUGUCCUUUGGCCACUGGGUGCCAGUAAGGUGUUGUGAAUGUGAUAGUAGGAGGGACGGAGGCUGGAUUAGAGUGUGGAGAAGAGAUUCUGUUCACAAUGAGUAAAGGUUGAAUGGCCAGGGGCCAGAACCGCAUGCUACAAUCAGAAAUACAUAUUCAUGUAGACACACACACACACACACACACACACACACACACACACACUGAAGUAUUGUGAAGAAGAAGAAGAAGUGUGCAUUUAACUGCUGUUGUGACCUCUCAGAAAUCAGACACUGUUCAGCCUUCAGACGCAACGUAGCUGCACUUUUAUUUGGUCUGACACUGAACAAGUGGAUGGAGCAUUUAUGUAACCACCAGAGCAUUAGAUUUCAUUUAAGUGCACAAACAAGAACAUUCAAAUUAGGAAAAAAAAUGUAAACAUAAAGCAACUACCCAACCCAAUCUGUCUUCUGUCAAGGUACUUUUAUUUUGUUGAAAAAAAUGCUUCUAAUUAAAAGAAAAUGACUCUAAACAUC
Stegastes partitus (bicolor damselfish) is the source of this 1850-nucleotide messenger RNA. It is a transcript of the gene cmpk2, whose product is annotated as cytidine monophosphate (UMP-CMP) kinase 2, mitochondrial. Gene Ontology annotation, molecular function: nucleoside diphosphate kinase activity; dTMP kinase activity. Gene Ontology annotation, biological process: dTDP biosynthetic process; dUDP biosynthetic process; dTTP biosynthetic process. The record is from RefSeq and is a predicted model, not a curated record. Bases 23 to 1285 code for a protein of 420 amino acids. NCBI's taxonomy places the organism in Eukaryota, Metazoa, Chordata, Actinopteri, Pomacentridae. The transcript has 5 exons. Gene Ontology annotation, cellular component: cytoplasm; mitochondrion.